Molecule: messenger RNA, 2165 nt
Organism: Gigantopelta aegis
Lineage: Eukaryota; Metazoa; Mollusca; Gastropoda; Neomphalida; Peltospiridae
Exons: 7
Coding region: 987-1748 (253 amino acids)
Source: RefSeq, a predicted model, not a curated record
AAUAUUUGUCUGUCAUGCAAAAGGAGCGUAAAGCCACGCCAAGAAGGAUUGCAAUGUGAAGGUUGUUUUAAAUGGCAACAUCGACGCUGUGGUACAGGUACGUUAACUUUGUCAUUUUAUUUGUUUGUCUUUCCACUUUCCAUUAAAACGUUCCAUUUCUUUAGUACAUUUCUGUUUAGCUAUAUAAUUAGGUACAAGCUAUAAAUUUGUUAUUUCUAUAUAAAUAAAAUAAGAUUUUUCAUAUGAACAAAGAACUAGUGUUGAAUUAGAAUGUAACUGUAACAAUAGUAAAAUGCUAUAUUGACCGCAAACGUCUUACUAUAUUUACGUACUCCCUCAAAUCAAUUAUGAUGUAAUAUAUUGCGUUAUACGGUCGCCAUUUCGUCGUCCAUGACUAUAUGUGCCUUUUAGUAAUUAUUUAUCUAAAAUUUCUCAUUAUAAUCUGAGCCCUCAAAAUAUAUAUUUACGCACCAUCUUUUUUAUGUACAGGAAUAUCACGAGAUAUAUAUAGAGCAGCAGUAAAGAAUGGGACGGAAAUCGACUGGAAAUGUGAGAUUUGUGUUUGCACAACAUCUGAUACUCUGUCACCACCACCACCUAGCUUUUCUCUUCCUCAAGCGACGCCAGUACUUCGUCUUCCACCUCCACCAGGUGUUUCACUUCUACCACCACCGCCGGGAUUUUCUCUGCCUCCUCCACCGCCAACCACCAGUUCUGCUCCUCAACCACCACGACCACUGGUACAAUCACAUAGCGAGAACACGUCGUCAAGGUCACAAAUUGAUGUUGGAACGUUUGCUGUUCAACUUGAUCAGUCGAGCAUAACGGGUGAACCAAGAGCAGAGAGCACACGCCUUUCAUUUGAAUGCAAUGCAUCGCAGACCAUCGACAUUUCUGCUGUGUUGCCUGAGGUGCCAGUUUUGCCAACUCGACCAAAUAUCUCCUCAUAUGCAUUACAAGAAGAGUCACUGGUUGAAACGAGGCCGAUGGAGAUUAGUGAAACGGAGAAUUACACUCCGGAGUUUGUAGUGGUAGACCAAGGAACAGAUAGAGGGAAACCGAAGCUGAUUGAAACAAUCGGUUAUGCCUAUACCAGAAAGAAAGUGAAUGGCGACCGAAUUAACUGGACUUGCAGUGUUAGAGGAACCCACAACUGGUGCAAAGCUACAGUUAACCAAAAUGGGAAUAUCUUUUCUCGAGGCAAAGUGGAGCACAACCAUCAAGCAAAACCUGGACUGCUACAUCGAACCGAAGAAAACAAACAGGUCAAAACUCUAGCUGCGGAGCACAUUUUUCGGUCGGCAAAGGAGAUUGUUGAAAGUGUGAAGCUUGCUGCCGACCAGGUUGAAAAUAUUCAGUCUGACUCGUGUACGUUUGAUAGCUGGGCAAGGAAGGCCAAUCGACAUCGAAAGAAAUUCCGACCCGAUGAUCCCAAAGACCUGCAGUUUGAUGUUGAUGUAGAGUACUUGUGCUCGGUAGACUCGGAUGCAGAAACGUUUUUUCCAAGCGUCAGUCCGUGUCAACGAACAGCGGCAUCUGAUUUUUGCAACGCCAGCUCAAGUUCAUCAGCUGGCCCAGGCGAAAACAUGAUUUCAGGGCAGAAUGGAAACACACUGAGGCCUACAAGCUGGAAGGUGGUGAUGAUUUUGUCUCGAGGUUUUCAAGUUCAGUUGGUGCGCACCGGAGAUCUGUCUUGGUUUAAUGUGGAAGCUAUGCAUGCCACGUACUCCACCCAAUGUUUUCCAUAGCAUCCAGAACUAUAUAUCUGAUGAUGGCGAUAUUGUGUCCAGUACGAUAUCGAAUGGUGGCGAUAUCGUGUCAGUAUAUCGGAUGGUGGCGAUAUCGUGUCCAGUACGAUAUCUGAUGAUGGCGAUGUCGUUUCCAGUACGAUAUCUGAUCGUACAACCCACCCACUUAUUGAUAAGGCACCUGCCUAAUUAAUGAUCAGGGUACUAACAAUGAAGACAGAACAAUACUCUAAAAACAUACCUCUGCUGAUUGCAUUUGUACUGGCUUGAUACUUCUGUCUUCGACACACUCCCAGUGAACUCGGUUAAAGAAUGGGCCCAUGACAGACGUGCUUGACCUUUUGGUGGAUGUAAACACAUGUCAAAUGGUUGAUUGUUUGAUUCACUUCUAAUAUUAUAGUAAAUUAAUUAAAUGUG